Messenger RNA from Pundamilia nyererei, 2339 nucleotides. RefSeq names its product catalase (gene cat). NCBI's taxonomy places the organism in Eukaryota, Metazoa, Chordata, Actinopteri, Cichliformes, Cichlidae. Gene Ontology annotation, biological process: hydrogen peroxide catabolic process; response to hydrogen peroxide. Gene Ontology annotation, cellular component: mitochondrion; cytoplasm; peroxisome. Gene Ontology annotation, molecular function: heme binding; catalase activity. The record is from RefSeq and is a predicted model, not a curated record.
GAGGGGCGUAAGAGGGGCGGGACCAUCGCAGGCAAGGUCCAAGAAGAAAUGUUCUUUUCUGGAGUCGGGAUAAAGAGUUUUAUUCCGAAUAGUGUGUGGUCUAAACGCUGAGCUGUCGAGAUGGCUGACAACAGAGAUAAAGCUACCGACCAAAUGAAGACAUGGAAAGCGAAUAGAGGCUCUCAGAAACCAGAUGUGCUGACCACAGGCGGUGGCCAUCCAGUGGGAGACAAAUUGAACUUGCAGACUGCAGGGCCAAGAGGGCCGCUGCUGGUUCAAGAUGUUGUCUUCACAGACGAGAUGGCCCACUUUGACCGUGAGCGAAUCCCAGAGAGAGUGGUCCAUGCCAAAGGGGCAGGUGCAGAUGGUACACACUGGCUCCAAAUUUAGUUUAAAAUAGUCAACCAUAUUACGUCAUUGAUUUUUGGAGUUGCUGUCUUAUGGUUUGUUUGUUUGUUUUUUAAUAUCCCAGCUGGAGAGUCUGGGUCUGCAGACACUGUGCGUGACCCUCGAGGUUUUGCCGUCAAGUUUUACACUGAAGAUGGCAACUGGGACCUGACGGGCAACAAUACCCCAAUUUUCUUCAUCAGGGAUGCCAUGCUGUUCCCAUCCUUCGUCCAUUCCCAGAAGCGCAAUCCCCAAACCCACAUGAAAGACCCUGACAUGGUGUGGGACUUCUGGAGUUUGAGGCCCGAGAGUCUGCAUCAGGUGUCUUUCUUGUUCAGCGAUCGAGGUUUGCCUGAUGGCCACCGUCACAUGAAUGGCUACGGCUCUCACACCUUCAAACUGGUCAAUGCUGAUGGUGAACGUGUCUACUGCAAAUUCCACUAUAAGACGGAUCAAGGAAUAAAGAAUUUGACGGUGGAAGAGGCAGACCGCCUGGCAGCCACCAACCCAGAUUAUGGAAUUGCAGACCUGUUCAAUGCUAUUGCUAAUGGAAACUACCCAUCCUGGACCUUUUACAUCCAGGUCAUGACCUUUGAGCAGGCUGAGAAGUUCCGGUUCAACCCGUUUGAUCUUACAAAGGUUUGGUCACAUAAAGAAUACCCACUGAUCCCUGUGGGCAAACUGGUUCUGAACAGGAACCCAGUCAACUACUUUGCAGAGGUGGAGCAGGCGGCCUUUGACCCAAGCAACAUGCCACCAGGCAUCGAGCCCAGCCCUGACAAGAUGCUGCAGGGUCGCCUCUUCUCCUACCCAGACACGCAUCGUCACCGGCUGGGAGCAAACUACCUGCAGAUCCCUGUCAACUGCCCCUUCAGGGCUCGUGUGGCCAACUACCAGCGUGAUGGUCCGAUGUGCAUGCAUGACAACCAAGGUGGCGCUCCAAACUACUACCCUAACAGCUUCAGUGCCCCAGAGACUCAGCCUCAGUUUAUGGAGUCCAAGUUCCAAGUGUCUGCAGAUGUUGCUCGUUACAACAGCUCAGAUGAAGACAAUGUCACACAGGUUCGCACCUUCUACACUCAGGUCCUGAAUGAGGAGGAGCGACAGAGACUUUGCCAGAACUUGGCAGGGUUUCUAAAAGGAGCCCAGCUCUUCAUCCAGAAACGCAUGGUCGAGAAUUUGAAGGCUGUGCAUCCAGACUAUGGAAACAGAGUUGAGACUCUUCUCAAGAAGUACAAUGCAGAGGCCAAGAAGGAUGCCACUUUGCACGUUUACAGCCGUCCUGGAGCCUCAGCCAUCACCGCCUCAUCUAAGAUGUGAUGCCUUAAAUUUCAAAAGAUGCACCUGUGUGAUAACUGUUAACUAAAAUGGACCAUUAUUCGAGCCAUCAGAAAAGGUUCAGAAUACUAGCAGUCUAGUUUUUAAAUGUUUUGGCUAAUUGGUUUUUAAUUUAGUUUUUCCAAGCAGUUUAUUUCUAAUAAUUCUCAGCAGCACUUGCAUUUUUCUUGUUAUCUACAACAUAACAAGGUUGAGAUAAAGUCGCCAUGAUUCUACUGCAGUGUUUUUGAGCUUUGAAUAGUUAUUGUUAGAUCAAUCAAGUUUAAUAUGCAUUUAAGAGCAUUUUAUUCCAUUUAAUUUUGAUUUGAUUGCAUUAAGUUCAUUUACUAAACCAGUCUUAGCUAAUUCCUCAGAGUGUGUAUACUACUAAACUACAAUGCUUGAAAAUUUAAAAAGCAUUGUAACUUUAAAAGAAAUCUGUUCACUUGUUAAAAAUUAUGUUUGGUAUCUGCUUUAAUGUCAAAUCUCGGUUUAAGCUGAUAAAACAUCUGGAGUUUUUAUGAACCACAGGUUUGCUGCUGCUUUAUUUCCCAGAAUGAGCAAUGAUCUGUUGUGGUUACUAGUAGGGCUGUGCGAUAUGACCAAAAUCUCAUAUUCCGAUAUAAGACAUUUAU